Messenger RNA from Suillus plorans, 1560 nucleotides. RefSeq names its product cytochrome P450. The record is from RefSeq and is a predicted model, not a curated record. The transcript has 11 exons. The coding region runs from base 1 to 1560 and encodes 519 amino acids. Gene Ontology annotation, molecular function: iron ion binding; oxidoreductase activity, acting on paired donors, with incorporation or reduction of molecular oxygen; monooxygenase activity. NCBI's taxonomy places the organism in Eukaryota, Fungi, Basidiomycota, Agaricomycetes, Boletales, Suillaceae.
AUGUUGGCUCUCACCAACGUCACUGGACUCUACCUAUGCCUUGUUUGUGUCGGAGCAUAUCUACUUAAGCAGGUGUUCAACAAGAAGAACCCCCCAUAUCCCCCUGGCCCUCCGGGGUGGCCUCUCAUCGGGAACAUCAUGGACAUGCCCUACACCAGGCCCUGGCUCACCUUCACAGAGUGGGGCAAGAAGUAUGGUGACAUUUCGCAUAUCAAUGUUCUGGGUCAACACAUCAUAGUGCUGAACUCUGUCGAGACUGCGAUGGAAAUGCUGGACAAUAAGGGCGCUAUUUACUCUGACCGUCCUAUUCUUACUGUUGGCGGCGAACUUAUUGGCUGGAAAAAUGUUAUAACUCUCCUCCCUUAUGGCGACCAUCUACGCCGGCACCGCAAAAAAUUCCACGGCGUCACAGGCACCCGCGCUGCUGUGGGCACAUACAGCCAAGUCGAGGAGGUCGAGACUCGCCGAUUCCUCAAGCGUGUGUUCGCGAAACCCAAUCAACUGCACGCACAUGUUCGACACACUGCUGCCGCUGUGAUUCUUCGCAUCUCUCAUGGUUACGAGGUGAAAGAGAAUGACGAUCCCUUCGUUGACCUUGCAGAACGCGUUAUGGGCGAGUGGUCGCGUGCCAGCGCUCCUGGCGCUUUCAUGGCUGAUAUUGUACCAUUCUUGGCCAAGGUCCCUGAAUGGUUCCCUGGUGCUGGCUUCAAGCGUCUGGCCCGCGAAUGGCACGACAACCUUGAAGAAUUCGUUUCUGCACCAUACAAUUUCGUCGUGGAUCAGAUGGCUGCUGGCAUUGCCUCGGAGUCUUUCACCUCGAAUCUAUUGGGAGGCGGUACUUUGUCAGCGGAAGACGAGCACCUCGUGAAAUGGACUGCUGCAGGUCUAUAUGCCGGCGGUUCCGACACUAUUGUUUCUACUAUCAACGCGUUCUUCCUAGCUAUGACGCUAUUCCCUGACGUGCAGAAGAAGGCUCAGGCUGAAAUAGAUGCUGUUAUCGGUCCUGAUCGUCUUCCCUCCUUCGCCGACCAAGACUCUCUCCCCUACAUCGGAGCGCUUAUCAAAGAGGCCCUACGAUGGCAUUCUGUUGCCCCUACCGGUUUUCCUCACUGUGUCUCUAAGGACGAUGUCCAUGACGGGUACUACAUCCCAAAAGGUGCCUUUGUCAUGCCUAAUAUCUGGUUCAUGCUGAAUGACCCGAAGAGAUAUGCUAACCCCUCGCAAUUCAAUCCUGAACGCUUUUUGGCUAAUGAUGGGAAGAAGCCUGAGAAAGAUCCCCGCACGAUCUGCUUCGGCUUUGGAAGACGUCUUUGUCCAGGUAUGCCCGACUCCCAAACUGUAUCCUGGCGUAUUCACCUCGCUGAAGCCUCAGUCUGGUUGUCCGCCACGAUGUCACUGGCCGUGUUCGAUAUCUCGAAGGUCGUUGAGAAUGGUAUUGAGAUCACCCCUGAGGUUGAUCCAUCAUCAGGCACAGUCAGCCACCCUAAACCGUUCAAGUGUUCCAUUAAGCCUCGCUCUUCAAGAGCCGUGGCGCUCAUUGAACAGGAUGCCAACUAUUAA